AUGGAGAUCCGGCAGCACGAGUGGCUCGCGGCCUCCCCCCACGAGGGCUUCGAGCAGCUGAGAUUGAAAAGCCGCCCCAAGGAGCCCUCGCCCAGCCUGACCCGAGUGGGCGCGAACUUUUACAGCAGCGUCAAGCAGCAGGACUACAGCGCCAGCGUCUGGCUCCGCAGGAAAGACAAGCUAGAACACUCCCAGCAGAAGUGUAUCGUGAUCUUCGCCCUGGUCUGCUGCUUUGCCAUCCUUGUUGCAUUAAUAUUUUCAGCUGUAGACAUCAUGGGAGAGGAUGAGGAUGGACUGUCAGAAAAAAAUUGUCAAAAUAAAUGUCGAAUUGCCCUGGUGGAAAAUAUUCCUGAAGGCCUUAACUAUUCAGAAAAUGCACCAUUUCACUUAUCACUUUUCCAAGGCUGGAUGAAUUUACUCAACAUGGCCAAAAAGUCUGUUGACAUAGUGUCUUCCCAUUGGGAUCUCAACCACACUCAUCCAUCAGCAUGUCAGGGUCAACGGCUUUUUGAAAAGUUACUCCAACUGACAUCGCAAAAUAUUGAAGUCAAGCUAGUGAGCGACGUGACGGCUGAUUCAAAGGUAUUAGAAGCCUUGAAAUUAAAGGGAGCUGAGGUGACGUACAUGAACAUGACCGCCUACAACAAGGGACGGCUGCAGUCCUCCUUCUGGAUUGUGGACAAGCAGCACGUGUACAUCGGCAGUGCGGGCCUGGACUGGCGAUCCCUGGGACAGAUGAAAGAGCUUGGUGUCAUCUUCUACAACUGCAGCUGCCUGGUCCUCGAUUUACAAAGGAUAUUUGCUUUAUAUAGCUCAUUAAAAUUCAAGAGCAGAGUGCCUCAGACCUGGUCCAAGAGACUCUAUGGAGUCUAUGACAAUGAAAAGAAGUUACAGCUUCAGUUGAAUGAAACCAAAUCACAAGCCUUCGUGUCGAAUUCACCCAAACUCUUUUGUCCUAAAAACAGAAGCUUUGACAUCGAUGCCAUCUACAGCGUGAUUGAUGACGCUAAACAGUAUGUGUACAUUGCUGUCACGGACUACCUGCCCAUCUCCAGCACGAGCACCAGAAGGACUUACUGGCCAGACUUGGAUGGAAAAAUAAGAGAAGCAUUAGUUCUGCGAAGCGUGAAAGUUCGACUCCUUAUAAGCUUCUGGAAAGACACAGACCCCCUCACAUUUAACUGCAUUUCAUCCCUUAAAGCUAUCUGCACAGAAAGAGCCAACUGCAGUCUGAAAGUUAAAUUUUUUGAUCUGGAAAGAGAGAAUGCCUGUGCAACAAAAGAACAAAAGAAUCACACCUUUCCUAAGUUAAAUCGCAACAAGUACAUGGUGACAGAUGGAGCCGCUUAUAUUGGCAAUUUUGACUGGGUAGGGAACGACUUUACCCAGAAUGCUGGCACGGGCCUGGUUAUCAACCAGGCAGAUGUGUGGAACAACAGGAGCAUCAUCAAGCAGCUUAAGGAUGUGUUCGAGAGGGACUGGUACUCCCCUUAUGCCAAAACUUUACAGCCAACCAAACAGCCGAACUGUUCCAACCUGUCCAAACCCAAACCUCCCUCCAACAAAACUGCCGCUUACAACGCAAGUGGGAGAGAGCCGCUGAAUGCAUAACUGCAUAACUCGGGAGCCAACUGGCAGAGCAGCCCUGUGUUUCUUACAUAACACACUAAGGACCGGAGGAGAGAGAAUGAUUUACUAUGUCUUUUUUAGGGGGAAAAAGAAGCACACUUAUUAAAAAUGUUCUCUGAACAACAUUAAUAUCUAGCUAACAAUAUCAGCACUGUAUUUCCCUAAAUUUAAGACUUUUGUACUUGUGACCUCUGACGGAGAAUGUCAUUCUGGCUUAGAAGGUAGUUUCUAUUUGCAUAGGGAUUGGAAGAACUGAUAGGUGUUUCCCAUUGGUUCCCUUCUGGAGUGAGAACUUUCUGUGCUGGUCCACCUGGUCUGUUCCUAGAAGCGUAGCAUGAGGUGACUUCUGGUCUUUAGCACCUCUCCCCUGACAACGGCUGAGGUCCCAGAUUUUGCCUGGAGAAAACACAGAUAAGACCAAGAAUUUACCCUAGGAAGGUAUCUCCAAGACCUAGCCAGUCAGCUAAGAGUGAACACCUCACACCUCACGCCAGCCUUCAACACUGAAAAUCAGCUUUUCUUUUCUUUUUUUUUUUUUAUCUCCUUGAUCAUCUUCUGAUACCACAAGUGUUAUUUGAUAUAUUUUUCUCUUCUCACAAAAUGCUGUUGCUCUAUAGCUUCCCUAUAUUCACUUCCUGAGCUCUGAAUGGUAAUAUCUUAAAAAAUGUAUCGAUUCCUCAGGUUGGAUGCAAAAUGAAAAACUUGGUCUUUCAUUGUCACUUUUCAAGUGCAGUCUCCUACUGAAUUGGUGGUGUUUAAACACAGCCAGCAAUAUGUAUAGUUUUCUCAAGCUCAAAAACAAGAAAUGAGAAAUAGCCACCUGCUAAUAUCCAGCAAGCUAUUAAGUCUGCAUUUUGAGAAUAAGUAUUUUUUUCUCAUUUUUGUUGAGUUUACAGAUUAUAAAGGAAAGGUCUCUAUGCGUUGGCGGAUUUAAAUUUCUUUAGAAUUAUGCUGUUAAGAGUA
Jaculus jaculus (lesser Egyptian jerboa) is the source of this 2592-nucleotide messenger RNA. RefSeq names its product phospholipase D family member 5 (gene Pld5). NCBI's taxonomy places the organism in Eukaryota, Metazoa, Chordata, Mammalia, Rodentia, Dipodidae. The record is from RefSeq and is a predicted model, not a curated record. The transcript is spliced from 10 exons. Gene Ontology annotation, molecular function: catalytic activity. Bases 1 to 1611 code for a protein of 536 amino acids.